CCCCAAUCAACACUCCAAGCGCCACUAAUCUCGCCUUCCGAGGAAACUCACCAGCCCACCACAGACCCGAGCGGAAGAAGCCAUGUCCGGGCGCGGUAAGGGUGGCAAGGGGCUCGGCAAGGGCGGCGCGAAGCGUCACCGGAAGGUGCUGCGCGACAACAUCCAGGGCAUCACCAAGCCGGCGAUCCGGCGGCUGGCGAGGAGGGGCGGCGUCAAGCGCAUCUCGGGGCUCAUCUACGAGGAGACCCGCGGCGUGCUCAAGAUCUUCCUCGAGAACGUCAUCCGCGACGCCGUCACCUACACUGAGCACGCCCGCCGCAAGACCGUCACCGCCAUGGACGUCGUCUACGCGCUCAAGCGCCAGGGCCGCACCCUCUACGGCUUCGGCGGCUAGGCUGAUGGGCUCCUCGCGAUGUUCUCCCCUUCUGCAGAUGCGACGUUUUCUGGCCGUGCCCACAAGUCUUGCGGUCAAGAAAGUUUCAGGAACUCUUGUUAGUUCAUCUCUGGCUGUGGUAGGUUUAUCUGAAUCGUGAGACUAGUAGGUUUAUCUGAAUCGCGAGGCUAGCAGGUUUACCUGAAUCAUGAAGCAGUGAUGAAAUUAUGUGUGCAUCGGAUGUUGGAAAUCGAGCUUGUAAUGCAAUUUGUUACUCUUGAUGCAAAUGAAUGGUCUGGUCGUUACUUCUGUAGUUACGAUUUUAAA
This is a messenger RNA of Zea mays, 700 nucleotides long. RefSeq names its product histone H4. NCBI's taxonomy places the organism in Eukaryota, Viridiplantae, Streptophyta, Magnoliopsida, Poales, Poaceae. The record is from RefSeq and is a predicted model, not a curated record. Gene Ontology annotation, cellular component: nucleosome. Bases 83 to 394 code for a protein of 103 amino acids. The transcript has a single exon. Gene Ontology annotation, molecular function: DNA binding; protein heterodimerization activity; structural constituent of chromatin.